Messenger RNA from Trichomonas vaginalis G3, 1017 nucleotides. Its product is annotated as protein serine/threonine kinase protein. NCBI's taxonomy places the organism in Eukaryota, Parabasalia, Trichomonadida, Trichomonadidae. The record is from RefSeq and is a predicted model, not a curated record. The transcript has a single exon. Bases 1 to 1017 code for a protein of 338 amino acids. Gene Ontology annotation, molecular function: ATP binding; protein serine/threonine kinase activity. Gene Ontology annotation, cellular component: cytoplasm. Gene Ontology annotation, biological process: intracellular signal transduction; protein phosphorylation.
AUGAUCAAAGUGCAUAGUGCUGGAGAUCUUACCCAUCUUCAAAGGAAAGUGAAUCAAUACAAUUUGUUAAAAACGAUUGGUAAGGGUUUUAAUUGCAAAGUUCUUUUGAUUCAAGACUCUAUAACUCGAAAGUAUUUUGCUGCUAAAAUCUUUAAAGCCAAUAGACAUAACCAGAACCAACUUCCACUUGAAAGGGAAGUUAAAAUUCUCAAAAAGAUUAAGCAUGAAAACAUAGUUAGACUCCACGAAGUGUUAUAUGUCCCACAGAAGAAUCAGUACUACAUGAUUAUGGAAUGGGGCAACUGCGGCUCUUUACAAGAUAUUAUUAAUUCUGGAAUCAACUUAUCAGAGAUGACUAUCUCUUCGAUAUUUAAACAGAUAGUUCAUGGCUUAUCAUAUCUUCAUGGUCAAGGGUUUGUUCAUCAAGACAUAAAACCUUCGAAUGUUCUUAUUUUUUCAAAUGGAGUUGCUAAAAUCGGUGAUUUCGGUAUUGGACAUUCUUUUCAGAGUGCCGAUACCGUCGUUGGCACUCCAGCUUAUCAAGCACCCGAAAUUUUUGAUGAUCGUCUUGAUGAGUUCGGCAAUUUCCCUUACAUCGAUCCUGCUAAAGAAGAUGUAUGGAGUCUUGGCGUUACAUUAUACCAAGUUGUUUUUGGAAAACUUCCAUUUUUAGGAAAUACUGUGUAUGAGAUUGUCAGAAACAUCGGCCAAAACCAGCUUGAUAUCCCACAAACAGUAUCUCCGCAACUACACGAUUUAAUUAGAGGCAUGUUAAUUCCAGAUCCAAAGAAAAGGUUAACCUUGAAGGAAAUUUCUGAGAAUCCUUUCUUCAAAAUGUCACCUGAUAAAUUCACUCCGCCUAUUAAUCCAGUUGAUCCACCUAAACCUAAUGCUCUUCUCCCAAUUUCUCAAAUGAAUGCAUCAAUAUGCGACGAUUCAUAUCAAUUCGCAUUCAAAAAUCCGAUUACUACAUCUCUUUCAUCAGAAAAUGUUCUCGAAAGUAGAUCAAUUAGUUAA